This is a messenger RNA of Aureobasidium melanogenum CBS 110374, 972 nucleotides long. RefSeq names its product 6-phosphogluconate dehydrogenase C-terminal domain-like protein. Lineage: Eukaryota; Fungi; Ascomycota; Dothideomycetes; Dothideales; Saccotheciaceae. Gene Ontology annotation, molecular function: oxidoreductase activity, acting on the CH-OH group of donors, NAD or NADP as acceptor; NADP binding. The record is from RefSeq and is a predicted model, not a curated record. The coding region runs from base 1 to 972 and encodes 323 amino acids. The transcript is spliced from 2 exons.
AUGACUGCUCCAAUGGCUACGAUAGGCGUCAUCUCGAUUGGUGAGAUGGGACUAGGAAUCGCCAAGCUGCUGAAAGCAAGUGGUUAUCGCGUAGUCACUAAUGCCACUGGUCGAAGUCAAGAUACACACGACCGAGCCAAAUCAGCAUCCAUAGACCUAGUUUCUUCGGAUGAGGAACUAGCAGCGACGUCAGACUACAUUAUGUCUAUCGUGCCACCAAGAGAUGCAAUAGCGACGGCGGAACGCGUAGUAAAAGUCAGCAACACAAAGAGAGACAAGCCUUUGUAUUAUCUCGAUAUGAAUGCGGUCUCGCCAAAGCUGGUCAGGAGCAUCAACGAGCUCUUUGGCGCUGCUGGUCAAAACGUUCGUUUCAUUGAUGGAGCCGUGAUUGGCAGUGCACCAAGCCUCAAAGACGACCAAGCAGACUCGUCCAAGCCCGAAGCAUGGAAGAGACCCGGUAUUCCCAUGUCUGGACCGUACCGAUUGACAGACGCAGAACCAAAUGGUGCACAUCUUGCCAAUACACUUGGGGCCCGACACAUUUCAGAGGAAAUAGGCGCGGCAUCAGGACUGAAGAUGAGCUUCGCAUCUCUGUUUAAAGGACUCACCGGGUUGGCCAUCCAAUCUUUUACAACAGCGCAUCGUCUUGGUGUGUUGCCAGAGUUGCAGCAGCAUCUCCAACAACAUAGUCCGAAGAUAUUGGAACUGAUUAAUGGUUCGAUGCCUAAAAUGCCACCCAAGGCUUACCGCUGGGUUCGAGAAAUGGAGGAAAUUGAUGCAACACUGAGGGAAGAUGGUGGGUUCGAAGAAGAAUCGAUCUUUAGUGGCAUCGCUAGGACGUAUGAGUUGGUUGCCCACGGCACAGACCUAGGUGAAGAGAAGACUGAGAGGAGAAACCGGGGCAAGACAACCGAGGAUGUAGCAUUGUUGAUGAGUGAAGGCAUCGAGAGACGAAAGCAAAAGACGGAUUAG